AUGUCUCCAACACAAUUUGAGGAAUUGUUGUGUUUAAUAGGUCCUCAUAUAUGUAAACAGAAAGUUGUCAGAGAAAUAAUUUCGACGCCAGCACGACUUGCAUUGACACUGAGAUACUUAGCCACUGGAGAUUGUAUAACGUCAAUAUCAUAUCAAUAUCUUGUUGGUUUAUCAACAGCAGUCAAAAUAAUUACCGAAACAUGUCACAUUCUUUGGCAUAUUCUCAAAGAAAAAGUAUUGCCGUAUCCAUUAAAAACAACUGACUGGCUUAAAAUUGCGGAUGGAUUUGAUAAACAAUGGCAAUUUCCACAUUGUAUCGGUGCGAUUGACGGUAAACAUAUCAGAAUACAGUGUCCUGAUAAUGGUGGAUCAUCAUAUUAUAACUAUAAGCAUCAUCAUAGCAUCGUGUUAUUAGCAAUCUGCGAUGCUAACUAUUCAUUUACUUUUGUAGACAUCGGUGCUUACGGUCGACGAAGCGAUGGAGGUAUCUUCCGAGACUCCGAAAUGGGUCAAAAGUUCGAACAACAUGAAAUGAAUACUCCAAAACCAGAGUUGCUCACUGCUGAUGGAAUGCCUCUACCUUACGUGCUAGUAGGUGAUGAGGCAUUCCAAUUAACCAACUACUUACUGCGACCGUAUCCUGGAAGAGGUGGUCUCAAUCAGAAUCGAAAUAUUUUCAACUAUCGUCUUAGUCGUGCUCGAAGAACUAUUGAAAAUUCGUUUGGUAUAUUAGUUAGUCAAUGGAGAAUUUUAAAGAAACCAAUUGAAUCGACUGUUGAAAAUACAAUUAAAACUGUUCAAGCACUUGUAGUUCUCCAUAAUUGGCUUAGGAUCAAUGAUGAAAAUAAUACUUACAUUCCACCUCAUAUGGUUGAUAAUUAUGGACCCGAUGGAUUCAAACCUGGACUUUGGAGAGAGGAAAAAAAUUCAGCUUUAGACAAUGGUAAAGCUUAUGGUAAUAACUACAGCAGUCGUGUUGCAACAAAAAUAAGAGAUGAAUUUUGUGAUUAUGUAAACGCAGAAGGAGCUGUUCACUGGCAGUAUGACCGAGUUUGA
This is a messenger RNA of Cotesia glomerata, 1056 nucleotides long. RefSeq names its product protein ALP1-like. The transcript is spliced from 3 exons. Bases 1 to 1056 code for a protein of 351 amino acids. The record is from RefSeq and is a predicted model, not a curated record. Lineage: Eukaryota; Metazoa; Arthropoda; Insecta; Hymenoptera; Braconidae.